Molecule: messenger RNA, 1285 nt
Organism: Pungitius pungitius (ninespine stickleback)
Lineage: Eukaryota; Metazoa; Chordata; Actinopteri; Perciformes; Gasterosteidae
Exons: 10
Coding region: 154-1125 (323 amino acids)
Cellular component (GO): cytosol
Molecular function (GO): aldose reductase (NADPH) activity
Source: RefSeq, a predicted model, not a curated record
ACCACCGGAGCGAUAAAGCGAAGGAGAGAGAGAGGGAAGGAAAGCCGAAUCAGCAAGAAAAGAGGAAGGACAUUUGCCGUUUGAGAGAUAAAGAGGAAGAGGAGGGCCCAGUUAACCGGUGUGCGCACAGUGUGUGUCACACAGUGACACACCAUGGACGACUCGCAGGUGGAAAGGUCUGUCGAGCUGAACGAUGGCAGACGCAUGCCACUUUUGGGUUUUGGGACGUGGAAGUCCUCACGUCUGCCCCGCACCUCGUUGCAGGGUGCGGUGGAGGCCGCCAUCGCGGCGGGUUAUCGCCACAUAGACACCGCUCACUUCUACACAAAUGAGGCUGAUAUCGGGAAGGCUCUGCGCUCCAAGAUGCAGCAGGGCGUCAUCCAGCGCCGCGACAUGUUCAUCGUCAGCAAGCUGUGGUGUACCCAUCAUGCCCCUGAGGACAUCCCUGAAUGCCUGAAUAAGUCCCUGAAUGAUAUGCAGCUGGACUACCUGGACCUGUACCUUGUGCAUUUCCCCGUUGGCCUGAAGAAAGUGGGUGACGACCCUUUCCCAAUGAAGGAUGGAAACUUGCUGACCUCUGACAUAGACUAUGUGGAUGUCUGGAGGGGGAUGGAAGCCCUGAAAGCCUCGGGGAAGGUGAAGAGCAUCGGUGUGUCCAACUUCAACCGGCUGCAGCUGGAGAGACUUCUUGCCCUGUGCAGAGUUCCCCCUGCCGUCAACCAGAUUGAGCUUCAUCCCUACCUGGUGCAAACAGAGAUGAUAGAGUUCUGUAAAUCCAAGAACAUCGUCCUGACUGCCUACGGCCCCUUAGGCUCCCCGCAGAGCCCCCCAGAGAUGUCCAGAGGAGACCUCGAUUCAGAUAAGCUCCUGCAGGACCCAGUGGUGGCAGAUAUAGCCAAGAAGCACAGACACAGCCCUGCACAGAUAUUGCUGAGGUACCAUGUGCAGCAGGGUAUUGCAGUCAUCCCAGGGAGUGAAAAUCCUCAUCGCAUCAUGCAGAACACCAAGAUCUUUGACUUCCGUCUGACUGAAGAGGACAUGAGAGCGCUAAGAGGACUGGACCGCGGCUGGAGGGCCUUCGACCUCAAAGGAGUCGAGUCUCAUCCCUACUACCCGUUCGUAUGAGGCCGUCAAGAGAGAGGAGAGAGAACGCCAUGACAACCACCGAGACCAGCUACAGGCAGUCAGUAUUCUUCAGGGCCUUGUUUAAAUAAUCCCCAAUGGGGAAAACUAGUCUUUCAAAAUGUGACCCUCAAUGAAUGUGAUUUAACAAAGUCUAUGAGCU